Messenger RNA from Rhinocladiella mackenziei CBS 650.93, 2205 nucleotides. RefSeq lists its product as uncharacterized. NCBI's taxonomy places the organism in Eukaryota, Fungi, Ascomycota, Eurotiomycetes, Chaetothyriales, Herpotrichiellaceae. The record is from RefSeq and is a predicted model, not a curated record. The coding region runs from base 1 to 2205 and encodes 734 amino acids. Gene Ontology annotation, cellular component: Ino80 complex. The transcript is spliced from 2 exons. Gene Ontology annotation, biological process: regulation of DNA-templated transcription; double-strand break repair.
AUGGUUGGCAAAAAGAGUGGAAAGGCCCUCCUGCGGGAGGAAGGCCUGGAAAGAACAGACAACAAUAUGGAAUUGACAUCCUGGCCUCAGAUCAUGGCUAUCAACCAGAAGAAUUACUACACAGAUUAUCUCAAACGGGACGAGCAGAUUUUGGCCGUUCGGUCACAACAGGAGGAGGCUCGAAAUAGGAUGAUCAAACAAGCCAAAGACCGUGAUAGAGCACUGGCGCAAGGGCGAAGCAUCGGCCCAGACGGAGAUAUCGAGAUGGAAGAGGGCGAGGAAGAAGCGGAAGAUGAAGCUUCCAGCGGUGCUAGAACCAUCGUCAUCCACAUCGGCUCCCAGAAUUUGAGAGUGGGCCUGGCCAACGAUGCUCUCCCCAAGACAGUCCCGAUGGUUAUUGCACGUCGAGCACCAAUGUCGGAAAGUGAAGAAGGGGACGGAGAACCGGCGCCAAAGAGAGCGAAGCUGGAUAACGGAGAGUAUCCUCCUGAACCGGAAAAGCGUUUUGGUGAAGAUUUUGCGAAGAAAUUCGCUGGCAUGUCCCAAGAUCUCAAAGUGCGAAUGAGGAUGAACAAGAGGAAGGUGCUGCCACAAUCCAGGGAUAUGGUCACAAGCUACAACCGGAGACAUACCCCCGAAACCAUCACAGAACACAAUGACACGAUGCGCAUCGAAUGGACCGACACGACAGGUAAGGGAAAGGGCGCGCCGGAAUACAUUACCGGCAAAGCUGCUCUGCGUAUUCCCGACCUGUCGACUCCGCGAUACAAGUUGUUCUGGCCUAUUCGUAACGGGUGGAUCAACGAAGCAGAGUACAACUCCAAGCGCUUCUUGUACGAAGACAUUCGAAUUAUUGUCGAAGACGCCAUCAAAUCUCAACUGGAGCUCAAGAUUCGCACACGCGCCGACUGGGCCCAGUAUAGCUGUGUGAUUGUCAUUCCGGACUAUUAUGAGAGAACUUACGUUACGAGUCUCCUCGACAUGGCGAUAUCCGAAUUCGGCUUCGGAAGAGUAUGUUUCAUCCAGGAGAGUUUGGCGGCUUCAUUUGGCGCCGGCUUUACCACAUGUUGUAUCGUUGAUAUUGGUGCUCAAAAGACCUCGAUCUCAUGUGUCGAAGAUGGAAUGAUCAUAGACAACUCCCGUGUCAACCUGAAAUACGGCGGGAAGGACAUCACGGAAGCCUUCGUCAAGAUGACCAUUUACAACCAUUUCCCGUACUCAGACAUCAACCUAAAUCGUCGAUACGACUUCCAACUUGCCGAGGAGCUCAAGCAAAAAUACUGCACCAUGACCGAAGCUGAUGUGUCGGUACAACUGUAUGAUUUCCAUCUUCGAGCUCCGGGCCAGGACACUAGAAAAUACUCAUUCAAGAUCUACGACGAGGUUAUCCUUGCUCCAAUGGGCUUGUUCAAACCCCAAAUCUUCGACGACAACGGUAAACUCAAUGGUCGCCGUAAGCUUGUCGACAAAUCCUAUGACAUCUACGACGGCAAACCAAAUGACCCUAGCUCAUCCGCGCAGGCUGAGAUUCUGACUGCGAUUGCUCCCGAGGAAGUUCUGACUUCAACCACCAAAUCCCAUGCCAAAACCAAUGGCACCACCAACGGUACCACCAACGGUGUCACCAACGGAACGAAAGACGAGCCCUUCAACGAUUCCCGCCGACCUUCAUUCAGUAACAUCAAGGAAAUGGACGCUACGCCCCAGCCCUCGGCCGCAAGUUCUCCGGCCCGGAACCUAGACGGGACGCCGGCGCCAGACGACAAUGAUGGUGCUGCCCCGCGUGACGAGAAGCCGAAAGUCGAAGAGGAGGAGGAAGAGCCUGUCAGCAUCGAACGCCGGGACGACGUCCUUCCCAUCUACCCUCUCCCCAACGCGAUCGUCACAUCUAUCACGCAUGCAGCACGAGGGUCUGCACAGAAGACCAGCGACCUCCUCGGUGGUAUCAUGUUGACUGGUGGCACGAGCAUCAUUCCGGGCCUGGCGUCACAUCUCGAGGAGUCAUUGAAAGGUACACUUCCGGGCUACAGUAAGGACAUUCUGAUUGGCCGUCCACCAAGAGAAUUAGAUCCUCAGGUGGUGGUCUGGAAAGGAGGAGCGGUGUUCGGGCGUAUGAGUCGGACGAAUGAUAGCUGGGUCAACGCAGCUCUAUACGAGAGGUUGGGAGACAGAGUCCUCGCUCAUAAAUUGAUGUGGGCGUGGUGA